AUGGGUCAGAACAACGGGAAGCCUGUCGUUUUCACCGACCAAGUGAACCUCAAUCACUUUCGGCUUCUCCGCGUCGUUGGAAAAGGCGCCUUUGGGAAAGUCCGCAUCGUCGAGCGGAAGGACACCGGGCUCACCUUCGCCCUGAAGUACAUUCGCAAGGAUGAAGUCGUACGGUCGGAGAGCGUUCGAAAUAUCAUACGUGAACGACGGAUGCUCGAACACCUUAACCACCCGUUCCUCUGCAAUUUGCGGUACAGCUUCCAGGAUAUUGAAUACCUGUAUAUAGUAGUGGAUCUAAUGAACGGUGGUGACCUUCGAUUCCACAUCUCCAGAAAGACGUUCACGGAAGACGCGGUGCAGUUUUGGAUAGCAGAGUUGGGUUGCGCUGUCCGGUACAUCCAUCAGCAGGGUAUCGUGCAUCGAGACAUCAAGCCAGACAAUGUGCUGCUGGACUCUGAUGGCCAUGUCCACCUAGCUGACUUCAACGUGGCGUCGGACUUCAUCCCACACAAGCCUCUGACAAGCAAGUCCGGAACGCUGGCAUACCUAGCUCCCGAAGUCUACGAAGGCAAAGGGUACUCUUGUGAGGUCGACUGGUGGUCGCUAGGUGUGCUCUUCUACGAGUGCAUAUACAACAAGCGACCAUUCGAAGCGAGCAACCACGACUCGCUCUCCCAAAAGAUAUCUAAGGGAGAGCCCACUUUUCCCGUGACGAACCCACCAGUGUCGAUGCCCUGCUUACAUGCCAUUAGCUCGCUCUUGGAGAAGGACAGAAAGAAACGCAUUGGUGCGAUUGGAUUCGAGACUUUUGCAGACAACCCCUUUUUCCGCCCAAUCGACUUCGGGGCAUUGGAAGCGAAGGAGAUUGAGCCCAUCUUCAAGCCAUCGAGCGACAAGACCAACUUUGACGCUACAUAUGAUUUAGAAGAGCUGCUGUUGGAGGAGGCACCGCUUGAAGCGCGGGCAAGAAGACAGAAGCCCCGUGAGGCGCUUAAAGAUGAUGCCACGGAGCAGGAGAUCCGCGCAGAAGAGUUGCACAAGAUGAUCGAGACUCUGUUUGAGCCCUUCAAUUACACAACAGUAGCCGAACAACGCCCGGCCGCCAUUGCCGUUUCGGACGAUUCAACCGUAACCCACAUGAGCAACAACAGCGCAAACACCCCCACGUCGUCCCACUCUCCCCAAGAAUGGGGUGCUCGGCCAUUGUCGAAUUCGAAGAAUUCGCAGGACGAUCAGCUUCGACCCACGCGCUCGAUAACUAACCCUCGAUCAACAACUCAUUCAGCGAACGGAAGCCCUCCCCUCGCCGCUGCGGCAUUGAAUCAAUCGUCUGGUUCACCGUCGUCGCAACGGGGCGAGCGUGCUGAUUAUUUUCCCGCCAACGGCCCUGAGACAGGACCUCCCUCGUUCUCUCGCCCAAUGAACAACCGCCAGCGAGGAUCGACGCGCAGUACCAGCAUGGGCGGCGGUGUACAGGUAGUACUCAACGAGACCGGCUCGUGGUCCGAUAUGGCUAAUCAAAGCUCUAUGCUCGUGCAGAACCAAAACGCAGAGAAACCCACCGGCAUGCUCGGCUUCCUCAGCCGCAAGAAGGGUCGGGACAGGAGCCCGAAAGCGAAAGAGCGGGGCGUACUAGGAAAGGAGGGUGCCAGAGUCAUCAUCAGCAACACAUGA
Molecule: messenger RNA, 1674 nt
Organism: Lindgomyces ingoldianus
Lineage: Eukaryota; Fungi; Ascomycota; Dothideomycetes; Pleosporales; Lindgomycetaceae
Product: RAC-alpha serine/threonine-protein kinase
Exons: 6
Coding region: 1-1674 (557 amino acids)
Biological process (GO): intracellular signal transduction; peptidyl-serine phosphorylation
Molecular function (GO): ATP binding; protein serine/threonine kinase activity
Source: RefSeq, a predicted model, not a curated record